Bufo gargarizans (Asiatic toad) is the source of this 2055-nucleotide messenger RNA. RefSeq names its product activin A receptor type 1 (gene ACVR1). The coding region runs from base 1 to 942 and encodes 313 amino acids. The transcript has 6 exons. NCBI's taxonomy places the organism in Eukaryota, Metazoa, Chordata, Amphibia, Anura, Bufonidae. Gene Ontology annotation, cellular component: plasma membrane; BMP receptor complex. Gene Ontology annotation, molecular function: transforming growth factor beta receptor activity, type I; ATP binding; SMAD binding. Gene Ontology annotation, biological process: dorsal/ventral pattern formation; transforming growth factor beta receptor signaling pathway; BMP signaling pathway. The record is from RefSeq and is a predicted model, not a curated record.
AUGCUCGAGCCGUACUGGUUUUCGGCCGAGCAUGCUCGCUCAACACUAAGCGUGAGUAAGGGUCGGUACGGCGAAGUAUGGCGCGGCCACUGGCAGGGAGAAAGCGUCGCCGUAAAGAUCUUUUCAUCCCGAGAUGAGAAGUCCUGGUUCAGAGAGACUGAACUAUACAACACGGUGCUGCUAAGACAUGAAAACAUCCUAGGUUUCAUUGCCUCCGAUAUGACUUCAAGAAACUCCAGCACACAGUUGUGGCUUAUUACGCACUACCAUGAAAUGGGAUCCCUCUACGAUUACUUACAAGUAACCACAUUAGACACGGUGACCUGUCUCAGAAUUGUCCUUUCCAUAGCCAGCGGACUAGCGCAUUUACAUGUGGAGAUUUUCGGUACGCAGGGGAAACCUGCUAUUGCUCACCGGGAUUUAAAGAGCAAGAACAUUCUAGUUAAGAAGAACGGACAGUGCUGCAUUGCUGAUCUAGGAUUGGCCGUGAUACACUCACAAUCAACCAAUCAGCUCGAUGUCGGGAAUAACCCCCGUGUAGGAACCAAGAGGUACAUGGCUCCCGAAGUCCUCGAUGAGACGAUCCAAGUGGAUUGUUUUGACUCUUACAAAAGAGUUGAUAUUUGGGCUUUUGGCCUGGUCCUCUGGGAGGUCGCCAGACGCAUGGUUAGCAACGGUAUUGUUGAAGAUUACAAACCCCCCUUUUAUGAUGUUGUUCCUAAUGAUCCUAGUUUUGAAGAUAUGAAGAAACUUGUCUGUGUGGAUCAACAAAGACCAAACAUUCCUAAUAGAUGGUUUUCAGACCCAACGCUAACAUCCCUGGCUAAAUUGAUGAAGGAAUGCUGGUAUCACAACCCAUCGGCAAGACUCACAGCCUUGCGCAUCAAAAAGACUUUAACCAAAAUCGACAAUUCCUUAGAUAAACUGAAAUCGGACUGCUGAACGUCAGUGAAAAAGAAUCGGACACAGUGCUUGAUUGCCGAGGUGUAGACUUUUUUUUUUCUUCUUUUUGCAAACUGUAACUGUAAAAGCCGAACUUCUUAACACAUAACCUGCCUUUUGAAGACAAUCCUGCUGUGGGUGUCUCAAGAUAUGGCCUACAAUUCCUAUAGCAGCAACCUGGCAGGAUCCUGGCUACAACAGUCCACUUGCAAAGAUUUAGACCCAUGCAAAUGACUAUGGGAGUGGAGUGGAGGGGAGGAAUUUUGGAUAUAUUUGGGCAUUAAAAGCUAAAUUUUUGGAAGCGGAAGAUGUUCCCCCGAAGCCCUCGGCCAUUCCCAAGGAAUUCACAUGGAUCUUGGCAGAUUUUAAUUAGCAAUAUUUCCUGUGCGUCUCCGUUCUAUUGCACUAGAAAUUCUUUGCAUUCCUUGCUUGCACUGUAAAGGUUUAAUUUAAUGACAGAUGCCAAAUAUAUGGUUGACAGUGUACGGAUCUGUGUUAUGAAUUACACCAAUUCAGUUCUGGGGAAUGAUCUAAAAAGCCUGAAAUACAAGUCGUCAGCAUUAGCUGGAUUUUACACGUGUACUGAUGUUUACAAUAAUGCUGAACAUAAGAAUUAUUUUUUUUUUGUAAUCUAUAAAAACUUCAAUUUUAUUUAUUAUAUGUGCACUUAAGUUUCCAAAAAACAAAACAAAAAAAAAAACUGGACAGUGCAAAUGGCUACCGCUAUAUAUUGUUUUCUUCCAGCUGUUCACAACUCCUUUUGUAUCACGCGACGAUGAGGAAUAGUCUGUUUUCUGUACGAUCACAUUGCAAGUUCACAUUAUUAUUUCUUCUCCAUCUUGCGAAGCGAGUGGUCUCGUAAUCUGUUGUCGCUCUCCUCGUUCCCGCCCGCAUUUUACUGACAUAGGAAAUGGGAAACAACAUUGGGUUUCAAUUUCCAGAGACAAAUUCUGGAGGUGGGAAUUCGGGGAGGAGCACGGGAGAUGGCUUUCUUUUAAGCGAUAUGAUAUGUUGCAUUGUAAACUCUGCCAGAAGAUAACUAUUUUGUUUUAAUCUACUUUUUGUAUUUAGUAGUUAUUUGUAUAAAUUAAAUAGAAUGUUUUGAAGACUAAA